This is a messenger RNA of Acaulospora colombiana, 1255 nucleotides long. The record is from the annotation of a GenBank genome assembly. Lineage: Eukaryota; Fungi; Glomeromycota; Glomeromycetes; Diversisporales; Acaulosporaceae.
UGAUUCGUCCUGCACGAGUUCGACCGUCACCUCUGACGAAGUCAUUUCGGAGGAGGCAGAUGAUGGCGUUGGUGGCAGCGGCAGCGAACGAGCCAUCUCUACCCGGUCAAACUCACAGUCGAGUUUUGCGGGAUACGAUAGCAAUAGGGAUGACGAGUCGAUUGCUGAUCCGUACACGUAUACCGAUCAGCGUCAUCUCGAAGGUGAUGAGCUGAUCAACGUGGAAGACGAUAGUAUGCUUACAGUGCAAGAGAUUUCGUGGGACAUCUAUAUCGCGGGAAUCUACACAAACAAUCUCACACCUCCAACGCUCGAUUCGUCUAUUCCGCGUCGUGACCCUUCUCCCCCAUAUCCUACUUGCGUUUUACGUGGGCUCGCCACGAUACAUUAUCCAAUGCAUCACCUGGUCCGCCGCAUACCUCGGGCUACAAUGGUGGCUCGGUCGGGGGCGACCUGGACAGGCUCCUUGAUGCUCCUCGGCGCACUCAUGGAAUGGUGCAUCACCGAAUCACCGAUUACCACUGAAUUAGAAAUGGAGAAGAAGCCGAGGGGUGUAUCGAAGGGGCAUGGCGCGAGAAUCGCCGAGCUUAUCUCUAGUGUCGCCGGCACUCUCAAGAGAUUGCUCCUCUGGAGCCUUGCACUCACGAGUGGCGUUCUCUUUUGUGGAUUCUAUACCUCGCUGGACCGCGACGACCCGUUCAUACUCUUGAUGGUCGCCUUUGCCGCCUUUUCGAUCCCGCCAACCAUAGCCACCAUGACCCAGCGACUAUACCGCGUCGUCCUAGUCGCCAGUCGCUUUCGACAGACGGCAAUCAACAACGGGACCUCGAAUUGCCACGUCUGCCUAUCUCAUGCUAUGGAACGACGUGGACGCGCACCAAAUCUUUGUGUGCGCGAUCCAUCUUCUCCAUCGGUACCACUGGAACCGAAGAACGAGCUCGCGCAAGGCGACUCAAUUGUACGAUCAGAAAACAAUGAUCAAGAAACUUUGUACGGUAUAUUCUCGUUUGAAUCGUCAUGUAAAAAUCACAUUGCCUCCUAUGCUAUUCACUUGUGCCCUCUUGUGCCCACAAUCCUCCAUGAACCUCCUCAGCUGCACACGAUAACCGAAAGAUACCCCCAGCCUCAUUACGGUUUUCUCUGCGAGUAUCAGGUCGAACAAAGGCUAACUGACAUGGAGUUGUUGCAACAUCAGGAAAGCAUCGAGAUUCCCAGCCUCGUUACGUUCGUUCUUGCGGACCAAGGAGAUGUUUGA